CCCUCUUCCGAACCCAUAUAAUGGUAGCCAUGGAUUAUUUCCUUGGUCUAAUGAUACUAAUUUUCUCUCAUCAGCCUAUGUCAUACGUUGUUGAAGCUAAAAUCAGUGGCUUCAGCCUUGAACUAAUUCAUCACGACUCCCAACUAUCUCCGUUCUAUAAUCAUUCUGCCACUCCUGGAGAGUUGUCAAGCUAUGAUGCUUUGCGAUCCAUUGCCCGAAUCAACCACUUUCGUCCAUCAUCUGUUGAUGGAGAAAAAAUUGAGUCUCUGACAAUUCCAAAUGGUGGUGGCUAUCUCAUGAGAAUUUCUAUUGGCAACCCACCAGUUGAAAGCCUAGCCACUGCUGACACAGGAAGUGAUCUUGUGUGGAUCCAGUGCGCACCUUGUGACAAUUGCUAUCCUCAAGAUAGUCCCAUCUUUGAUCCGGUGAAGUCUUCUACUUACAUGGAUCUUCCCUGUGACUCAAGUCCUUGUCAAGCUCUACCAUUAUCUCAGUGUGGCAACACAAAUAAUGAAUGCCAAUACAGAUAUGAUUAUGGAGACAGAUCAUAUACCGUUGGAGUCCUAUCCACAGAUACUUUCACAUUUGAUUCCACGAAUGCUCAGGCCACUGCAUUUCCAAAUUCUGUAUUUGGAUGUGGACACGACAAUGCUGGAACUUUCACUAGCCGUGGCUCCGGACUUGUCGGGCUCGGGGGCGGACCCCUGUCGCUGAUUUCUCAAUUGAGUGCUGAAAUUGAGCAGAAAUUCUCCUACUGUUUGUUGCCAAGGACAGCGAACUCCGCCAGUAAAUUGAAAUUUGGCAAAGACGCAAUUAUAUCUGGUGAAGUUGUUUCAACUCCUAUAUCACAGCCACGGGACUCGAGUUCAAACACUUUCUACUCUCUCACCCUUCAAGCCGUAAGCAUAGGGAGCAACAGGAUACCAUACAGUCAGAGGGAGGGUAAUAUAAUUAUUGAUUCAGGAACAACAUUGACUAUUUUGGAGUCAAAUUUUUACAAUGAACUUGAAGCUGCGGUGAAAGAAAGCAUUAGUCUAAGCAGUACAGUACAAGAUCCACGGGGAAACUACAGAUUGUGUUAUGAUUCAACUUCCUUCAGUACGGCUCCUGAGACACCAAUAAUAUUCCAAUUUACUGGAGCUGACAUUACUUUGAAGACAAUUAAUACCUUCGUAGUUUUGGAUGGUAUUACUUGCUUGGCAAUCAUCCCUUCAAAUGGUCUCAAUAUCUUUGGUAACGUUGCUCAGAUUAACUUCCAAGUGGGCUACGACCUUGCAAAAAAGCAAGUCUCUUUCGCUCCAGCAGAUUGUACUCAGUAUUAG
Molecule: messenger RNA, 1322 nt
Organism: Ilex paraguariensis (yerba mate)
Lineage: Eukaryota; Viridiplantae; Streptophyta; Magnoliopsida; Aquifoliales; Aquifoliaceae
Source: the annotation of a GenBank genome assembly